AUGGCGGAAACCCAACUCCUCUCGCAAGCCACCGGCUACGGCAUCAUCAUCGGGCUUUCCAUCCUCUUCUGCCUCAUCAUCCUCUUCGCCGUCCGGAUCCAGCAGAAAUACCUCGCGGAGGAUUCCGAGCAAUCGGAGAUGGUAAGUAAAGUAAAGUAAAGUAAAGUAAAGUAAAGUAAAUAAGGGGCUGCUAGCUUGCCCAUCAGAAUGUCACUCACUGGGCCAGCCAGCCGAUCGAUAACUGAUCUUUCUCGCUUCCAGUUCAUGGUCGCGAACCGCUCCGUCGGCACGGGACUCACCUGCUCGGCCGUCUUUUCGUCCUGGAUGUGGAUCAACGAGAGCGUCUUCUCGGCCGCGUAUACGUACAAAUGGGGCGUGGCGCUGCCCGUGUGGUGGGCGAGCGGGCUGUCGUUUCAGAUUGCCCUGAUGGCGGCGUUGGGCAUCGUGGCGAAGUUGCGGGUGCCGUAUGCGCAUACGAGCCUGGAGUUCAUGCGGCGGCGGUAUGGUGGGGUCGUGCAUGGGUUGUUUAUCGUGAUGAAUCUGGUGAAUAAUAGUGAGUGGUCCUUGAUGGUGUGUGGUGUGUCGAGGCUGCUUCUUCUGACGGGUGAUUGUAGUCUUCGGCUGUGGGAGUAUGAUUCUGGCGGGCUCGCAACUGGUCACGGGUAUGACGGGGAUGCAUGUUGUUGCUGCUUGUGUUUUGAUCCCGGCAGGAGGCGAGUACAUUCACGAUUCAGAAGGGUACUAUGGCUGAUGUCUGGCUGUAGUGGUGCUGUACACGGCGGUCGGAGGUCUCAAAGCUACGUUCCUGACGGACUUUCUGCAUACCACCAUCGCGCUGAUCUUGCUGAUAUACUUCGCGAUUGCUGUCUUGACAAACGAGCAUAUCGGUGGUCCGACAGGGCUGUACGAGAAAGUCAAAGCGACGAAUGACUACAUUGAUGGCAACUAUGCUGGGUCGCUGUUGACGUUCAAGUCCCAUAACGGUAGGCGUGGCUCUGUUGCAUAGGGUCAGCUUUCUCACACGCUGACUUCCUUGUAGCGGUUCUGUUCGGGCUGGUCUUGAAGCUUGGAAAUCUUGCCCUGGUUCUCAUGGACACUGCUUUCUGGCAGAAGUCGUUCGCCGCCGAAGUGGAUGCCACUGUGCCCGGGUGAGUCGACAUGCGCGGAUUACCGGAAGGGUAUUGAUGAUCCUCGCAGGUAUGACCUGGCCUCAGUCGUUAUCAUCGCGAUUCCUUGGUGUACUGGCACGGUCAUUGGACUUUCUGCGCGGGCCAUUGAGAAGACUCCAGUCUGGAUCACAUAUCCUGAGACUCUUACUUUGGCUCAGGUCAACUCCGGAAUGGUGAUGCCGUAUGUCCUGAAGUCUCUCCUCGGCACAGGAGCGACAGCCGGUCUUCUGGUCCUCAUCUUCAUGGCAAUCACGUCAACGGUCUCAAGCUCCAUGAUCGCGGUGAGCAGCAUAAUUUCCCUGGACUUCUUCAGGACCUACAUCAAUCCCCGUGCCAGCGAUAAGAAGACCCUUCAAGUCAGCCAUCUCGGCGUCGUGUUUCACGGCUGCUUCAUGGCCGGAUUUGCAAUCAUGCUCGAAUAUGCCGGUGCAACGAACAACUGGGCCACGUAUUUCAGGCCAAUCAUCGCCUGCCCUGGAAUUUUUCCGAUGAUGAUGGCUCUACUUUGGUCCCGACAGACAAAGCUGGCCGCGAUUUUGGCUCCAUUAUUGGGUCUUUGCUCUGGCCUGGCGGUCUGGCUGUCUCUAUCCUGGUAUUGGGGAGGAGCGAUUAACAUCACUACCACGCAGCUCCAGCUACCAGGCUUGUACGGCGCCGUGACCUCGUUCUUCUCGCCUGCGGUGUACUCUGUCAUUAUUUCGUUGGCAUGGCCGGGCCGCUUCGACUGGCGCGAGUUCCUUCGCAUCGAUCUGAUCGAAGACAAGAGCCCGGCGAGCAGCACUUUGGCGCUCAAUACUACAGUUGAGGAGAUUCAUCACGACAAGAAAGUACCACUGGAGACCGUAGGCCCCGAGAAUGCAACCAGUCCCGCCGUGACGAGGAAGAAUGCCCAAGCUGACCUGGAUGACAUUGUCCAUCCAUUCGAUGAGCAGACGAUUCGCAAGAUCAAGAAAUGGGGCAAGUUCGCCGCUGCUUAUCUCGUGGUCAAUGUUCUCGUGACAAUCGUCUUGUGGCCGAUGCCGCUCUAUCGUGACUGGAUCUUUACGAAGAGCUUCUUCAGUGGCUGGGUGACGAUGGCGAUGUUCUGGCAAUGGUUAGCGUUGAUUACGGUGGUGAUCUAUCCCGUGUAUGACGGCAGACACGCCAUUGCUAUGGCACUCAAAGGCAUGGCGAGGGGCAGAAUAUGGGAAAGGAAUGCAAUUCGAGGGUGUUGA
Molecule: messenger RNA, 2383 nt
Organism: Lecanosticta acicola
Lineage: Eukaryota; Fungi; Ascomycota; Dothideomycetes; Mycosphaerellales; Mycosphaerellaceae
Source: the annotation of a GenBank genome assembly